AUGCUGCGCUGUUGCUUCGGCGGGCAGCCAACAAGAGCAGCUCGUACUGCGUCAGGAAACUGCAAUCUUUCUGGUGGUGCUAUCGUAAUUGACGACGAGGAUUGGUCAUACUCAUACUCAUACACGCUCAAGAUAGCCGGAUACUCAAGAACCAAGGAGCUGCUCGAGACCAGCAAGUACGCAAGAUCUACGCCUUUCACUGUUGGAGGCCAUGUUUUGGCCGUACGUUAUUACCCAAACGGUUACAAGGAUGCUGCUGAUUUCGCAUCUAUUUUCCUAGUUCUUGUUGAUUCUACGGGCGCCAAGGAUGUGAAGGCGAAAUGCACGUUCAGUGUGCUCGACGAGGCCGGGUUGCCAGUGCCUUCUUUCACCCGUACCUACACCUCCGCAUGUACCUUCACAGGAAAAGAUUCCAGCUGGGGCUACCCCGAAUUUAUCAACAAGGCCGAUCUGGAGGGAUCGCCGCACCUCAUAGACGAUUGUUUCGCCAUCAGAUGCGAUGUCACCGUCUUGAAGGAGAACCGUAGCGAGGAAAUUAAAAAGUGUAGUAAACAGUUUGUGGUGGUUCCUCGGAGCAGCCUGCGCCGGCAACUUAGUGGCCUCCUAAACAGCAUGGAUGGUGCGGACGUCACCUUCCACGUCGGCGGGGACAAGUUCCCGGCCCAUAGGUCCGUGCUCGCUACUCGCUCCUCCGUCUUCAAGGCCGAGCUCUUGGGCUCCAUGAAGGAGAAUGCCAGCGAUCCACUUGUAGAGAUCAAGGAUAUGGACAGCGACGUGUUCAAGUCAUUGCUGCAUUUCAUAUACACGGACGACUCGCCGUCUGAGAUGGCCUGUGAAUACGCGGUGAUGGCUGGCCAUUUACUCGUCGCAGCUGACAGGUACAAUGUCGAGAGGUUGAAACUGAUAUGCAAGGACAAGUUGUGCAAACACAUUGACUCCAACACCGUGGCCACUAGCUUAGCUUUAGCUGAACAACAUAGAUGCCCUGAACUAAAGGAAGCUUGCUUUGAGUUCCUUGUCUCUCCUUCCAAUUUUGAGGCUAUGGUGGCAAGUGAUGGUUAUGAGCAUCUGAAGAGCAGUUGCCCGUCCGUUCUCAAGGAGCUGAUUGCUAGAUUCCUGCCCGCUGAGCUAAAAGCGGCCAAGGAUAUCAUCAUGAAAUUUUAA
This is a messenger RNA of Aegilops tauschii subsp. strangulata, 1164 nucleotides long. The record is from RefSeq and is a predicted model, not a curated record. NCBI's taxonomy places the organism in Eukaryota, Viridiplantae, Streptophyta, Magnoliopsida, Poales, Poaceae.